Molecule: messenger RNA, 1603 nt
Organism: Seriola dumerili (greater amberjack)
Lineage: Eukaryota; Metazoa; Chordata; Actinopteri; Carangiformes; Carangidae
Gene: ccdc74a
Product: coiled-coil domain-containing protein 74B-like
Exons: 7
Coding region: 156-1097 (313 amino acids)
Source: RefSeq, a predicted model, not a curated record
CGGAUAAAAAUGUAAGUCUACCUGUCCUCACUUUAACAUAAUGGUAAUAGAAAACACAGUUAGCUAAUGGUGGUAGUUGGCAAAUUUAAUUCGAGUUGGAAAGAAGUCGUCACCCCCGUUCAAAGAAUGCUUCGUUAGCCGAGUGAACCAAAGCGAUGUCAAGUAACAACCUCCCACCGGUGCGCCAUUUGCCGCACUGGACCCGAGUUGGGCGUCUCGGGAAACCUUGCUCUCCACGACGUUUACCGGCACAACGACCGCAGCCGUUGCCUGUUGUCCCGGCAGUAGACAGAGGAGUGGGGAGAACAGCAGAGCUGUCCUGUCACAGCGACAUGGACCCCCGCGUCGCAUCAAUGCAGAGGAAUAUCCAAUUCCUACAGCAACAACACAAGGAAACUCUUGAGAGGCUCCAUGCAGAGAUAGAAUAUCUCAGACGGGAGAAUAAAGAGUUGCAGUAUAAAAUCAUAAUGGAGCCUCCAAAGUCAAGUAGAAAAGGACCGACACACAGUCGACGAGGUGUUAGACCACCCACUCAGGGAAGUGAAGCUUGUAGCGGACUCUACCUGGAGGAGCCGCUGCAGGACAUGCGACCCUCACAGGACCAGGCAUUAAGCAUUGGAGAGGGAAGCGAAAUUCUGGGAUCUGCCAGGGAGGACCAUGGCCCAGAGGUGAAGGGGGGGCUCAUCACUUCAUUACAGCCUCUACGAAUUCACAGCGGUCCCUCCCAUCCACCGCGCGCUCCGACCCUACAGGAGUGUGAGGUUAUCAUCCGGCAGCUCUACAAUGCAAACAGUUUACAGUCUCAGGAAAUUAUACGUGUGAAGGCAUUGCUGAGGGAUAUAGUCUUGAGUAAGAAAAUCACCCCAGAAAACUACAUUUUGACCAAGGCCUACCUUGUUGAUGGUACUCGCAAAUCUUUUGAGGAGAAGAAAUUUCCAAAACUUGGUCUUCAAACAUAUCCAGAAAAAACGUCAGGACCCUCUCAGUCUGGUGUGGUCCUCCCAGCUCUCAAGCAGAGCCUCAGCUCAACCAUUGCAGAAAGACAGAGGAGGGCUCGUGCUGUGCAGAGAGACCGUUUCAAAAGGACGUUGCAGUGACAAGAUCAAACCUACCAGAGCGUUAGCCACAGCCACCUCAGGGCUGGGGUUUUCAUGACUCUUCUGAAAAACCUUAGUCACAAAAGCUGAAUGUGUUCUACCCAACGCUAUUUCAGUAAUCAGUAAAAUUUACAUUUGAAAUAUUCACAGUAUGUCCAGUGAUUUGAUGUUUUGUAAUAGAUGACUAUAAUGAGUACAUAAUCUUACUCAUGAGGGACAUGUUUUAUGAAAAGAUAAAAAAAAAUUAAAAAAAAUGAAGGUCUAUAGACUUAAAAGCUUUGAUUCUGCACACAAAAGGGGGAAAGAAUGUCUCAAAUCUAGCUUUGUACAGGAGAUGGUAAAUGUAUUUAUUUAUUCAUUUAAUUUCAUUCACAGUAAAGUAUUAAUAACUUUAGUCACUGCAAACAACCAAAGUAAAGCCUCUAAAAGCAUGUGCAAUUAAUGAGACACCAAGAAACUACCAGGCUUAUUUCUCAGGCACUUUUUGUAUUUGUCAACAGAGUAUG